Molecule: messenger RNA, 312 nt
Organism: Gongylonema pulchrum
Lineage: Eukaryota; Metazoa; Nematoda; Chromadorea; Rhabditida; Gongylonematidae
Source: the annotation of a GenBank genome assembly
GUAGAAGCUUGGUGUGCAGGAAUUGUUAAAUCAGCUUCGGAACUGCUCUUUGAUGAAGCUAAAAUUAACAAAAUGCUGCAAGUACGAGAUGAACAUUUUAUUAAGCGUAUGCGUGCGGGUUCGCUCGGCUGCGCAUUUCUGGCCAAAUCAGAUACAGAACUAGCUAGCAGUGAUUCCAGUCAGCUGCGAGUGGACCCACAACAUCGUAUGCGACGUCGCUCAACACGAGCACGACUAUCCGGCGCACAACAGCGUGCAAUUAACUUCGAAUUAUUCACCAAUAAAAGGAUCGUAUGCAGUGCUGAUAUUUGA